Messenger RNA from Diutina rugosa, 663 nucleotides. RefSeq names its product high-affinity Cu transporter (gene CTR1). Gene Ontology annotation, biological process: copper ion transmembrane transport; intracellular copper ion homeostasis. Lineage: Eukaryota; Fungi; Ascomycota; Pichiomycetes; Serinales; Debaryomycetaceae. The coding region runs from base 1 to 663 and encodes 220 amino acids. Gene Ontology annotation, cellular component: plasma membrane. The record is from RefSeq and is a predicted model, not a curated record. Gene Ontology annotation, molecular function: copper ion transmembrane transporter activity. The transcript has a single exon.
AUGUCCCAGUUUGAGAAGCGCCACGGGGGCGAAUCGAUGGGCGGGAUGGCCAUGCCCAUGCUGAUGCACAUGUGGUUCACCACCGACUACAAGAACUACCCCGUGCUCUUCAAGACGCUUUCCGCCACCAACAAGGCACAGCAGUUUGGCAUCUGGUUGUUGUUGUUUGCCGUGUGUAUGCUUUCCAAAGGGCUCGAAUUCCUCCGAAUCUAUCUCGAGGUGAAAGUGUGGGCGCCGGAACCACGAUGCGCCAUGGGACCCCUCAGAGCCGACCCCGAGAUUAACGCCCCGCACCACCCCAGGUUUAGAGAUAACCCUCAAUUGGAAAAAGACAACGGGGAAGACUCGCCCGAUAAAGGGCUGCUGUCACUGGAAAAGGACUAUGAAAAGGAGCACAAGGACGACGAAGUGAUCGAACCGAUGGCGCGCCCGCACCGCGGCUACCAGCGCCCGCUGUGGCCGACACGGAUCUUCCGCAACGCGGUAAUCUUGGGGUUGAUCUUUAUCCCCGAAAUGUUGAACUACGCGAUGAUGCUUUCGGUGAUGACGUACACGUUGACGUACUUCUUUGCCGUCGCCGUCGGCCAAGGGUUCGGCCGGUUUGUGUUUGAGAAGCUCAGCAUGCACUUGGGGAUCAGACCCAUGGGGAUGUCGCGUUGUUAA